UUAACAUGGCAGCGUUAAAUGGCCAUCUUGACGUAGUUCAGUACCUCGUUAGUCGAGGAGCACAGGUUGAGAAGGGCAGUAAUGAUGGUCAGACACCUAUUCACUGUGCAUCAUACGGUGGUCAUCUUGAGGUAGUUCAGUACCUCGUUAGUCGAGGAGCACGUGUAGAGAUCGGCGGUAUUGAUGGUCAGGCACCUAUUCACUGUGCAUCACGCAAUGGUCAUCUUCAGGUAGUUCAGUACCUCGUUAGUCGAGGAGCACGUGUAGAGAUCGGCGGUAAUGAUGGUCAGACACCUAUCCACUGUGCAUCAUCCGGUGGUCAUCUUCAUGUAGUUCAGUACCUCGUUAGUCGAGGAGCACGUGUAGAGAUCGGCGGUAAUGAUGGUCAGACACCUAUUCACUGUGCAUCAUCCGGUGGUCAUCUUCAUGUAGUUCAGUACCUCGUUAGUCGAGGAGCACGUGUAGAGAUCGGCGGUAAUGAUGGUCAGACACCUCUUCACUGUGCAUCACGCAAUGGUCAUCUUGAUGUUGUUCAGUACCUCGUUAGUCGAGGGGCACAUUUUUAGAGCGGCAAUAAUAGGGACUUUUAGAUUGAGUGGACGAGAACAGCGUGAACAUCCACUGGUCAUGCGUGUCAACGUAGUCAACUGCCCCU
This is a messenger RNA of Strongylocentrotus purpuratus (purple sea urchin), 655 nucleotides long. Its product is annotated as ankyrin-1-like. Gene Ontology annotation, molecular function: protein binding. The coding region runs from base 6 to 566 and encodes 186 amino acids. The transcript has a single exon. Gene Ontology annotation, biological process: regulation of barbed-end actin filament capping. The record is from RefSeq and is a predicted model, not a curated record. Lineage: Eukaryota; Metazoa; Echinodermata; Echinoidea; Camarodonta; Strongylocentrotidae. Gene Ontology annotation, cellular component: cytoplasm; nucleus.